AGUGCAUUCUGGUACUGGGAACAAGAACAGCUUUCCUGUCAUUCAGGAUACACAGUCAAACAGUAUUCCGGACAUCAUGCCUCUGGGAUCCCGCUGUGGGAAACUUUGAGGGGGAGUGUUUAAAGGUGGAGCGAACUCUAAGCUUGCGGGACAGGAUAGAAGUUUUUAACCCAAGUGGAUGGCUGGGGGGUUUAAUCUUUCUUUUCUUCAACGAGAAAUGGUUUUUACAAGGAACCGGGUUUGAUCUUGACACAAUCCAUGAGGACUUUAGUGGAUGUGAGUGUCUCCAAGAGGACUCUUAAGUGAAGUUUCAGAUAAACCCUUCAUGAGAACUUCGCCUGGACUUUAUCUCCACUGAUAGCAGAUUUGAGAGGACUUGUUUUGAGCACUAGUGACCGUUGUUUUGUGGACUGGCACCAUGGCUGGGGUCACUAGAAAGGGAUCUGGAAGACCCUCUUACUACUACAGAUUCUUGGGCAAGUCUCGACUGCAGCGUCAGCGCAGCAGGUCCCGCAGUCGCACCAGGCCGGCUGCCAGCAAGGAGUCUCCUCCAGAGAGGACUGGACGCCGACGCAGCAUGCCAGGCAGCUCCUCAGACAAGGCCACGCCCACCAUGGAGGCCACGCCCACUGCCACCACACCUUUCAGAGUCACCGUGAGUACUGGUUUUCUAAGUCGCCGGCUGAAAGGCUCAAUAAAACGCACCAAGAGUCAACCCAAACUUGACCGCAACUCCAGCUUCAGACAUAUCCUCCCUGGUUUCAGGAGCGUCGACAAUGACAGGUCUCAUCUGAUGCCAAGGCUGAAGGAGUCUCGCUCCCAUGAGUCAUUGCUCAGCCCCAGCAGCGCUGUGGAAGCCCUGGACCUAAGCAUGGAGGACGAGGUUAUCAUCAAGCCUGUUCACAGCAGCAUCCUCGGGCAGGACUACUGCUUCGAGGUCACCACCUCCACGGGAAGCAAAUGCUUUUCCUGUCGUUCAUCAGCCGAGAGAGACAAAUGGAUGGAGAAUCUGAGGCGAGCCGUGCAGCCGAACAAGGACAACAGUCGCCGGGUGGAGAACAUGCUACGAUUAUGGAUCAUCGAGGCCAAAGACCUGCCGGCGAAAAAGAAAUACUUCUGCGAACUUUGUUUGGACGACGCGCUCUACGCCCGCACCACCUGUAAACUCAAGACGGACAAUGUCUUCUGGGGGGAGCACUUUGAGUUCAAUAACCUGCCCGCCGUCAAGAACAUCACGGCCCACCUGUACAAAGACACAGACAAGAAGAAAAAGAAAGACAAAAACAAUUACAUCGGACUGGUCAGUAUCCCCGUCGGGUCCGUUACAGGGCGGCAGUUCGUGGAGAAGUGGUAUCCAGUCAGCAUGCCCAACCCCCCAAAAGGCAAGACAUCUGGGCCUAUGAUCCGGAUCAAGGCACGCUAUCAGAGUAUGAACAUCCUUCCGAUGGAGAUGUACAAGGAGUUUGCAGAGUACACCACCAAUAACUACAUGCUGUUGUGCUCGGUGCUGGAGCCCGGCAUCAGCGUCAAGAACAAGGAGGAGAUGGCGUGUGCACUGGUUCACAUUCUGCAGAGCACUGGAAAGGCUAAGGACUUCCUCACAGAUCUUAUGAUGUCAGAAGUGGACCGCUGCGGGGAAAACGAGCACCUCAUCUUCAGAGAAAACACACUAGCAACAAAGGCGAUAGAGGAAUACCUCAAACUAGUGGGACAGAAGUACCUGCAGGAUGCCCUCGGUGAAUUCAUCAAGGCUCUCUAUGAGUCAGAUGAAAACUGUGAGGUGGAUCCAUCCAAGUGUUCGUCAGGCGACCUCCCAGAGCACCAGAGUAACCUGAAGAUGUGCUGUGAGCUGGCCUUCUGCAAAAUCAUCAACUCUUACUGUGUAUUUCCUCGAGAACUGAAAGAGGUGUUUGCAUCAUGGCGGCAAGAAUGCAGCAACCGCGGCCGACCAGACAUCAGCGAGCGUUUGAUCAGCGCGUCCUUGUUCCUGAGGUUUCUGUGUCCCGCCAUCAUGUCCCCGUCACUUUUCAAUUUAAUGCAGGAGUAUCCCGAUGACCGCACGGCACGUACGCUCACGCUCAUCGCUAAAGUGACGCAAAACCUGGCCAACUUCACCAAAUUUGGAAACAAGGAAGAGUACAUGUCCUUCAUGAACCAGUUCCUGGAGCACGAGUGGACCAACAUGCAGCGCUUUCUUCUUGAAAUCUCAAACCCAGAGACAAUCUCCAACACGGCAGGAUUUGAGGGCUACAUUGACCUGGGCAGGGAACUGUCCACCCUCCACUCUCUGCUGUCGGAGGUGGUGUCCCAGAUGGACCAGGGCGCCGCCUCCAAGCUGGGACCUCUGCCCAGGAUCCUGCGGGAAGUGAACACUGCUCUGUCUAACCCGUCCAGUGUCCUGAUGACGCCCGGGCAGACCUCAGAGCAUAUGGGCUCGCCUCCCGCUGAAGCAAGCUGCAGCAUCUCCAGCGGCCUGCAGAAGAUGGUCAUAGACAACGACCUUUCAGGAUUGGUUGACUUCACGCGGUUACCCUCCCCUACCCCAGAAAAUAAGGACCUAUUUUUUGUGACAAGGAGCUCAGGGAUUCAGCCUUCCCCAGCACGCAGCUCAAGCUACUCUGAGACAAAUGAGCCUGACCUGGGAAUGGCCAAUGGCAGCAAGAGUCUGUCCAUGGUGGACCUCCAGGACCCCCGCAGUCUGGAAAGUGGCCCUGGUCCCAGCUCCUCAGAUCCACUGGGUGAGGGUUCAACAUCUGUUGGAGGCUGGUCGGCCAGAGCUCCACAGAGCAGCAUCCCUGGAGGUCCCACUCUGAGGAGACCGGGCCAGAGCCCCACCACUCCCGGGGCGGAAAGCACACCUGGACGACCAGCCCAGCUUCUAGCCCCCCUGUCCUUCCAGAACCCUGUCUACCAGAUGGCCGCCUGCCUGCCCGUGUCCCCGCGCGGCAUGACCGACUCCGGCUCCGAGUGCCACAGCUCUGUCAGUUCCCAUAGCAACAAUGAGGAUGGACUGGCAGGAGGAAAACACACCUUUUUGAACCACGCCGGAGGUGGUAGCGGCGGUGGUGGUGGCGGCGGCGGGAGCAGCGGGGAUGAAUACACAAGGCGUUCAGGGGAGUUCACCCGCAGACAGCUGUCCCUCACAGAGGCCCAGCACCAGCCCACCGUACCCAGACAAAACAGCGCCGGGCCUCAGCGGAGGAUAGACCAGCCCCCGCCUCAAAGCAUCACCAGAGGCCGCACGCCACCGAAUCUACUCAACAGCGGACCUUACCCCCGGCCGUCCUCAGGGAGCAUGAUGACAUCGUCGCCCGACUGGCCCGGCAGCGGGGCUCGAUUACGACAGCAGUCCUCCUCCUCCAAAGGUGAUAGUCCUGAGACCAAGCACAGGACUCAGCACAAACAGGCCCCCUCCCCAGUGAACCCCAGUGCGCUGGACCGCACAGCAGCCUGGCUAUUGAAUAUGAAUGUGCAGUAUUUAGACCAUGAGGGGAUGGAGCCCGAGUCACUGAGAAACAGAGAGGAUCUGACUCAGGUGGAGAAGUACCAGCAGGAGAUCGCCGUCCUUCAGGAGAAGCUGCGGGCGUCGGUGCAGAAGCUGGAGGAGUACGAGGCCCGUCUCAAAGGUCAGGACGAACAGGCCCAGAAGGUUCUGCUGGAGUACCAGGCCCGGCUGGAGGAGUCGGAGGAGCGCCUGCGCAGACAGCAGGACGACAAGGACUUGCAGAUGAAGGGCAUCAUCAGCAGGUUAAUGUCGGUGGAAGAGGAGCUGAAGAAGGACCACUCAGACAUGCAGGCAGUGGUUGACUCUAAACAGAAGAUUAUCGAUGCACAGGAGAAACGUAUAGCAUCACUGGACGCCGCCAACGCCCGCCUGAUGAGCGCUCUGACGCAGCUGAAGGAACGCUACAGCAUGCAGACCCGCAACGGCAUCUCCCCCACCAACCCCACCAAGCUGCAGAUCACAGAGAACGGAGAGUUCAGGAACAGCAGCAACUGCUAAACGGACCGAUCCCCACCCCCCGAGUGAGCGUGACGAGUCUGAGCGUGUACAGCAUCGCAACAGCGGGACGUCUACGUGCAUGCGCCGAUGCAUGUCUGUUAAAAGACAGCAGGGGGGGACGUGUGUUUGUUUUUAAAGCGGGCAGUACAUUUGGAGGACAUUUCCACUUUUGUAGGCGUGAGGACAUUGCUCUGAAGGGCCGAGCCAGAAGAGGCGGGACUUCAGCGUGACAGGACAGAUCACCAGACGGCCUUCAUCACGAGGAUGGCGGCCGGAGGAGGCGGGGCAAGAGCUUGUACAUAUUGAACUCGAAACCUGUCCAUCAACCGACACACGCAGACGCCGGGACAAUCUGAGACCCUGUCAAAGCCUGGGACGAACCACUAUGUAACCACAAACCACCACGACUGCCAGACACGGUCGCCCUAGCAACCCUCCUCUCCUCCUCUCCUCUCUGCGUAUUCUCCUUCCUCUCGACGACCGAGUGGACUCACUUCAAACAACAACAAAGAAUCAAGGAUUAUCUCCUUAGUUGUCUUGAGAGCGUUACUUUCCAGUGCAUUAUUUUCAAAUCAUUGUUUCUAAAGAACCAAAUAGGAGCUAAAAACGUUUCUAAUCCAAAACAAUCUUCUUAUUUUUUCCCCCCUUUCAGUCCUCGGGUGUGUUCCUGAGUGUCCCGCUGCCACCCCACCCCACCCCAUCCCUCCCCUACGUAGUGCACUUUGUGAAAAGUUAUUGGUACAUGAAACGCCUUAAGUAAGGAACACACCUCGACUCCUCCCCUAUUUCUGCAAAAAAAGGCACAACUUAUACUGUGGAUUUGUAAAGGUUCAGAUUAAGUUGUACACACUUAAUGUAUUAUGAACUCUAAAGUAAAUGAAUUCUAUGUGAUACUAUAUUAAUGACUUUUAAUAUAGAUGUAUGCAUUUUCUUUUCUUCUAUAGAAUAUACACACAUAUACCUAUAUUUGAUAAUCUCAAAUAUGAAAGCAGCCCUUUAUUUAGGAGUGAGAUCUUAGUUUUAUUUUUCUUCUCUUGCGAUCAAAGACUGUAGUGUGUAGCUUUGCUUUCGAGGGGUGAGACCGCGGCGAGUAGCAACGAGCAUCGUCGACUCUCUCCGACGCUAACUGAACCCUUUACAUCCGGUAUGUACACCAACCCAGAGAAAUGUCUGUACAGUAGUUCUAACGGCUCCAGCUCGCACAUCUUUUGCACAGUCAGCCAUCCUCCCGGUGCCCGUCGCUACUCGCAAAGAUCAAUCGGAGCUAGAUGAUUUGUUUUGUUUCCAUCAUAUGUGCGGUCUUUUCGCUUUAGUAGCACAAAGAGCUAUUGAGGGGUGUGUUUUGGACGCACUCGCUCAUACUAUACACUGGACUUGGGGGAGCCGUCGUACCGAUGACCUCCGACAUUACAACAUUUUCUCUGUGUUGUUUGUCAGUGGUGAUUAAUGGCGUAUCCAAACUGUGACUCUGUUAGUUCAUCCUAGUGGCAUCAUCUCCCUCCUCUUUCUUUUUUUUUCCCCUUCCUCUCUUUUGUUGUCCCCUCACCCUCCCAUCGUUCUGAAUGUGAAGACGCUAACUCACAGUCGGUCUUAGGAUGAGGUUUCGUCCCUCCAGUCGCUCCGGUCACUGCUCUCAUCGUAGUUCCAUUACCAUCUCUGUAUUUUGUAUAUUUUCAUAUUCCGUUUUUUGUAACAGACUGUAACUGUGUAUGAGGCUCUGCAUGCUUCAUCCUUGCUUUAGAGCCAGUGGCGGCGUCAGUAUCACCAUUUGUUUUCUUUAGUUGCCAGUUGGAAGGUGAUGAUGAUGAUGAUGAAGAUGAUGACGGUGAUGUUGAUGAAUGGCUCGCUGCGGAUAUAUAUAAAUAUACAGUAUAUAUAUACAGUGAAUAUAAGAUUAACAGAGUGUAUCGAGAGGCUGGACAGCCUGGGAAAGUGUAAAUAAAAUGGUGACACUAUUUUUACCUAAUGUUAACAGAGCUUUUUGUAAAUGUAUUUGUGCUCAAACUCUGCUGUAUCAUUAUGGAUAUUGUAAAUACGAAAUAGCUCAGUCAUAUGUCCUCACUGGGUAGAAACAUACAAUUUAAUCAGCCUUUCAAUGUUCUCCCUGGUGAAUUGAUUUGUUUUUUCUUUUGUUUUUUUAUUAUUAUUUCAAUUUUUAAUAUGAGUGUAAUAUCUCUUGCCAAAAUAAAACUGACCAGUUAAGUUGUGCGUUGUCUUUCAGGAGGUUUUUAAAGAAACUCAGAAGAUUUAAGGCUUCAGUCUCGAUGAGAUUCGCAAGCACAAUCCUGGAGUCCAGCUCUAUGCACGUUUACAUCAAGUGUUUGGUUUGAUGAGAGCAUUUCUGAGCACAAUGUGUACAACAGGUGUACGCUGAAACAGCCGAUGCACAGCCAGAGAUUUAAGUGAGACGGUGCAACUUUAAAGAAAAGGCAAAUACAGUCUCUUGGAAAUAAAAGUCAAGUCAAACUAAGCAAUUUUGAGGCCUUGUUACUACAAUAAUGCUGUGUAAGACCAUUAUUGUGAUUAAUGUUACCUAAUUAUUGCUCUUUUACACAUUUACAGUUACAUCUUUACUAAUUGUACUACUAUGGCAGUAAGAACAAAUCUAUACUGCAGUAAAACAGACUAUUAAUACUACUAUUAAUACUGUGCAGAAGUUUGUUGCAAGGAUAUAAUGACCAUAUAUAUACACAUUUUAGUCUCUGUAUCAAUAUGUGCACAGCAGGAAUAUACAGGAAAUAUGUAAUUAGUAUUAAAAACAUGAUAGAUGAUUAUUAUAGAUACUAUAUAGGAUCAUCUGGGCAGAGAAACAAAAAUACAAGACUGUAAACUAUUAUUAAAAAAAAAAAAAAAAAAAAACUCCCGCAGUCAACCCAAGAAAGUGGAGUUAGUAAGAUGCACUAAAUCCAAUGAUUUUUGCUGGUUUUGUUUGUGUUUUAAUACUGUGCACAUAUUUCCUGUUUUUUCUAGUUGUUGACUGAGAAAUAAAGAUACGUGCUCAUUAUCAACAAAGCUAAUUUUUGUUCAGUACUGUAACGGCUAGCUGUUAGCACUGCUAUCAUUUAGCACUUAGCUAAACAUUUCAGCUAAGCUAGCGUUAGCAUCCAAUAGCAGUAUUUAGCAGUGACGGCUGCUAAAUUACAUCAAGUUACAUUGUCUCACUUAAAAGUUGCGUAUUGAAAAAAAUAUCAGGCUCUCAUUUAUUUCACGACAGCCACCACAAAAGAGUCGCUCUAAAUGUUGAUUUCUGAUUUAAUUUUUUUAUUUGAACUGUCAUUGGUCCAUUUAGCUCAUCCCAGUUCCUCGGUUGUGUUUUCCUGAGCUCACUCCCAGUCCGACAAAAGAUUACUCCAACUAUAAAGCUAUAAAUAAAGUAAAAGAUGUUGUAUGUUUUCUAUUAUCUUGUAGAAAAUACUUUUGUAAGUAUGUUGAAAGUAUAAAGUAUUUGCUGGAUUCUGCUUCCUUUGACGACAGUGAUGAAAACAAUAAUGUACAGAGGAAUUUGUGUUGACAAAAUGUGGCUGUGCAAUUUAUGUACAUUUGCAACUAGACCUAUUAAAGUUUUAUUUAGCUAUUUUAA
Messenger RNA from Sphaeramia orbicularis (orbiculate cardinalfish), 7583 nucleotides. RefSeq names its product disabled homolog 2-interacting protein. NCBI's taxonomy places the organism in Eukaryota, Metazoa, Chordata, Actinopteri, Kurtiformes, Apogonidae. The transcript has 16 exons. Bases 419 to 4003 code for a protein of 1194 amino acids. The record is from RefSeq and is a predicted model, not a curated record. Gene Ontology annotation, biological process: regulation of GTPase activity.